GGCUGCUCGUGCGAAUCCGUUGUGAAAGAAAUACCAGUUGGGAUUUGGAGGUUUCAUGGUCGGCUGACACCCGAACGGGUUGCACGGUGCACACCAGUCCCGAUUCCUCAUCACUCGCCCUCUCCACCAUCGUCCAUCUGUGCCCCCCCUGCCUUCGGCCCCGCCUCGUAGCCCUCGUUCGGCUGACAGGUCCACACCCUGUCUCUGCUUUUCCUUUAUGAUCUUUGUGCCCACCCUCCUCGCUGCGGCUCUCCAGGUCUCUUCCUCUCUUUCUGUUGAUGUGGUUGUUUCCUGAGCCCCAGGUCCCCCAACCCUUCCUUUCCAUUCCCUUCGCUGCUGGCUCAGAUCGCUCUUUAUAUUACCGGAGUCGACUUCUCCAACUUUAUUCUCGUUCUUCCUUUUCAUCGCCGUCGCCGCCUGCCUGUUCGUUUUACGGUGUCGGAAACAUUUACCUACAUUGUAAUAGGGGGAGGAUAGGAGAAAAAGAGAAGGAACUUGCUCGGGUAUUGAGAGGAGAACAUCGGGCUUGGAACGAGUCUUGCGCGCGCGCCACCGACGACGACAGAAUCCGCUCUUUUACCGAACCCCGACAAAGCCACUGCUGCUUCCCACUCCCGACUGGCCGACCGGCCUCCGGCUCCUCGGUCGACAGAGACGUCUGCACUGUCGCAGGUCGACACCUAAUACAACCGGUCCGGAUAGACAAGAGGAGGAACUACCGCCAAAAUGGGCGAGUUCAUACACACACUGGGGAAGCAAUUCACCCCACAGAAGCUCGCCUUUAAUGUCCUCUUCUGGAGCUUUCACUGGGCCAUCUUCGCCUAUGGAUGGUACAAGCAGAACGCAGAUGCUAGGCUGGCGCCGCUCAACACCCUCACGUUCUCCGUGUGGAUUUCUCGAGGCGCUGGUCUGGUGCUCUCAGUCGAUGGCAUGAUUAUUCUGCUUCCUGUGUGUAGGACGAUCAUGAGGUGGAUCCGGCCCAAGGUCAGGUUUAUUCCUUUCGACGAGAACAUCUGGUUCCAUCGUCAGGUCGCCUAUGCCAUGCUUCUCUUCACCGCCAUCCACACCGCCGGUCACUACGUCAACUUCUUCAACGUGGAGAAGAACCAGAUCCGUGCCCAGACUGCGCUCCAGAUCCAUUACACGCAACCUGGUGGCGCUACUGGGCACAUGAUGCUCCUGUGCAUGCUGCUCAUGUACACGACGGCCCACGCCCGCAUCCGCCAGCAAUCGUUCGAGACCUUCUGGUACACCCACCACCUCUUCAUCCCGUUCUUCCUUGGCCUGUACACCCACACUACCGGCUGCUUCGUGCGCGACACUGUCGAGCCCAUCUCCCCGUUUGAUAUGGACCAGUUCUGGAAGCACUGUAUCGGAUACCAGGGUUGGCAGUGGGAGCUCUGGACUGGUGGCUUUUACCUGAUCGAGCGCCUGUACCGUGAGAUCCGUGCCCGCCGUGAGACCAAGAUUACUCGUGUUGUUCGCCACCCAUAUGAUGUCGUCGAGAUCCAGUUCUCCAAGCCCUCGUUCCGUUACAAGGCCGGCCAGUGGCUCUUCCUCCAGGUGCCUGCCGUGUCCAAGUACCAGUGGCAUCCUUUUACCAUCACUUCCUGCCCGUAUGACCCCUACGUCUCGGUCCACGUCAGGCAGGUCGGCGACUUCACCAAGGCUCUCGGUGACGCGGUCGGUGCCGGUGCUGCGCAGGCCAAGCUGUACGAGGGUGUGGACCCCAUGGGCAUGUACGAAGUCGCCCUGCAGAACGGUCAGCAGAUGCCUUACCUCCGUAUCGACGGUCCCUAUGGUGCCCCCGCCGAAGACGUGUUCGAGAACGAAAUCGCCGUCCUGGUCGGUACUGGUAUUGGUGUGACGCCUUGGGCCUCUAUCCUGAAGAACAUCUGGCAUCUGCGCAACGGCCCCAACCCCCCGACCCGUCUCCGCCGUGUCGAGUUCUUCUGGAUUUGCAAGGACACCAGCUCCUUCGAGUGGUUCCAAACCCUGCUCUCGUCUCUUGAGCAGCAGUCGUCCGAGGCUGCCCGUUUACCGGGCGGUAACGGUAUCGAGUUCCUGAAGAUCCACACCUACCUGACCCAGAAGCUCGACAUGGACACGACGCAGAACAUUGUGCUCAACUCGGUUGGUGCAUCGCUGGAUCCCCUGACUGAGCUCAAGGCCCGCACCAACUUUGGUCGUCCCAACUUCCCCAGGCUAUUCGCUUCGCUUCGUGACGGUAUCCUCGACAGGACUUACCUCACUGGCCUGGAGGGUAGCAUGAAGACCACGGUCGGAGUUUACUUCUGCGGUCCUACGGCAGCCGCUCGCGACAUCAAGAAGGCAUGCGAUUCCGCCACAGUACGGGAGGUGGACUUCCGCUUCUGGAAGGAGCACUUCUAAACUGGGCGUCUUGCGUCCCGCUCUCUUAUUAUUCUUGGGCAAUUUUAACGCCAACAAAUCCACCCUUUGCAAUUUUGGAAACUCAAUAUCCUCAAUAUACCUGUGGUAAUGCCACCAAGGCCCACCCACCCAUAUUCCAAAAUUUGUGACCGGGAGAAGCGCGAGGGUGACGGAAUGGCUCCCAGCCAAAGUGGGCGCAGCGAUGGGGGCAGUUGGAAAGAACCCUUUUUGCUUGAUGCAUUUAAGCAGAUUUUUUUUGUUGACACAACACAGCCUGUAUGUUUUGGUCUGACUUCAUUUGCUUGCAGUUUAUGUCUUAUUGCACGAAAAUACCUUGGAUUUGCUUCUUCUCCAGCCCUCCCGCUGUACUAAAACUCACCCCCUGGCCUUUGAUGAGCGCGAACGGGCAAUCCACGCCGGAAAGCGACCGUUUAUUCACACUUGACCUCAGCAGGCAGCAUCUCCCUCCACCGCCUUCUACCUAUAUUCUUCACAUGUUUUAUCUUUUCCUCCAUGACCCUUGGGAUCCUGAUAGCCCAUGACUCUUCGUCAUAUAUACCUACUUACUUCAGUAUUUUGCGCAUCUUCUCCCUUUUUCACCAUCACAGUCAUAAACUCUUCUACUACGUCAAUACGAACUGAUGCAUAUCCUGAUGCAUAUCUCUUAUAACAAUGUAUUUGUAAAGCCAGUGUCCCCCAUUUCCUUCACAUGACUGAAUUCUUCUGAUGGCUCAGUUGUUCGAUUUUGAUCUCAUUGGUCGUCUGAUGUGAAAACCGAUGAAUUGCAGAGCCUCUUAGUUCUAGCUGAGGUAAUCCAACGUGGGUGUUGGCUUCGGGUCGCAACUCAUCUCAUCCCUUUCUUUUGUCGUUUGUCGUUCCCCCCAAACCAUCUAAUUCCCUUUGCUCGACAUUUGAGGCAAGGCGGCAAAAUAAACCAAGCAGCCUAGCCCUCCUAGGCAAAAUCCGAGGGGCAAGUGCGCCGGAUAUGAUGUUGCCGCCCGGCCGUUCCUGGGGCAACAUGGCUCCCAAACGCCAGCCGUUCCAAAGUGGCAGGGCCCGCUCUUUAUCACCCACCAGCGG
Molecule: messenger RNA, 3471 nt
Organism: Gaeumannomyces tritici R3-111a-1
Lineage: Eukaryota; Fungi; Ascomycota; Sordariomycetes; Magnaporthales; Magnaporthaceae
Exons: 5
Coding region: 727-2391 (554 amino acids)
Biological process (GO): defense response; superoxide anion generation
Cellular component (GO): plasma membrane; NADPH oxidase complex
Molecular function (GO): superoxide-generating NAD(P)H oxidase activity
Source: RefSeq, a predicted model, not a curated record